Postia placenta MAD-698-R-SB12 is the source of this 1284-nucleotide messenger RNA. RefSeq lists its product as hypothetical. Gene Ontology annotation, cellular component: fungal-type vacuole membrane. Gene Ontology annotation, biological process: transmembrane transport. Gene Ontology annotation, molecular function: transmembrane transporter activity. Lineage: Eukaryota; Fungi; Basidiomycota; Agaricomycetes; Polyporales; Adustoporiaceae. The record is from RefSeq and is a predicted model, not a curated record. The coding region runs from base 1 to 1284 and encodes 427 amino acids. The transcript is spliced from 6 exons.
AUGGCCGACGUCGAAAAGUCCACAGAAAUUAGCGCGUGUGAAAGUGUCAACGACGAGCUGUCCGAGACGCUCUGCAACGCAGAAGCAGACUCUGAUGGAGGAUGGCAUGGAUGGCUCAGCGUGUUCGGCGCCUUCCUUGCACUGUACUGCACAUUCGGCCAGUUGAAUGCCUUCGGCACCUUCCAAACCUGGUACGGGGACCACCAAUUGAGACAUCUCGCACCAUCCACCAUCUCCUGGAUCGGAUCCUUGCAGCUAUGGGUCUUCUUUUUUUCGGGAGGUAUCAUUGGUCGAAUAUUUGACGCACGCGGUCCUCGAAUGCUCAUGCUAUGCGGAUCAGCGAUACUCGUGGCUAGCAUCAUGCUGACGAGUAUUUCCACUCGCUUCUGGCAUUAUAUCCUUUGUCAGGGGAUACUAUUUGGUCUCGGAGUGGGUCUCGUAUUUUAUCCAUCAGUUGCAGUGGUAUCAACACGAUUCAAGAGAUAUCGCGCCACUGCACUUGGAAUCGCCAUGGCCGGCUCGGGCUUGGGAGGCGUCGUGUACCCUAUAAUGUUUCGCCGACUGUUCGAUCAGGUCGGGUUUCCGUGGGCCGUACGAAUAUCAGGCUUUGUUUGCCUCGCGUUAUGCGGUAUAGCAUUGGCGACAGUGACAAUGCCAUUGCCUCUGCGAAGAACUCGUAGACCCUGGUUCGAGCUCGAGACACUCAAAGACAGGCGGUUUAUUCUUCUCCUGAUCGCGAGCGUCUUCAUUGCAUUCGGUCUAUUUAUACCCAAUUUCUAUAUCGUGGACUAUGCAGUUGCACACGGCAUUUCCCCGACGACUGCAUUCUACGUUCUAGCUAUCAUGAAUGCCGGGAGCGUUCCAGGGCGUUUACUUCCACCGUUUGCGUCUGAUACUCUCGGAAGAUUCAACUUGAUGGUACCGUGUGUCUUCUUGGCCGGGCUAUUGGUCCUAUUACUGUGGACGCUGGCGAAGAACCUCGCGGCUAUUAUCAUGUUCUCGCUGCUUUUUGGUUUCUGUUCCGGUGGCUUCAAUGCACUCAUCAUUUCCUGCGUCGCACAAAUAUCCGAAGACAGUCAGAUUGGCACAAGGGUUGGCAUAUUAUACACUGUUAUAUCGUUUCCCUCUUUAGGGGGAGGUCCCGCAGCCGGCGCUCUGCUAUCUUACAGCCACGGGUCGUACAUUGGGACGAUUGUCCUUUCAGGCUCGACAAUUCUUGUUGGCUCCCUUCUGAUGUUGUGCGCAAGAUUAAAAAUAGACGGACGAUGGAUCGCCCGCGUCUAG